This is a messenger RNA of Centruroides sculpturatus (bark scorpion), 612 nucleotides long. RefSeq lists its product as uncharacterized. The coding region runs from base 1 to 612 and encodes 203 amino acids. Lineage: Eukaryota; Metazoa; Arthropoda; Arachnida; Scorpiones; Buthidae. The record is from RefSeq and is a predicted model, not a curated record. The transcript is spliced from 2 exons.
AUGGACAUAGGAAAAAUUUUGACAAUGAUCUUAAAGGAGAGACUAAGUGGUUUGAUGGAAGAACAAUUAGCAGAUGAACAGGCAGGUUUCAGGAAAGACAGAAAAAGUGAAGAACAACUAGAGAAAACAUUACAUCUGCUUAAUGAAGAAAGAAAAAGAUAUGGACUGAUUAUCAAUAGCGAAAAAACUAAGACAAUAUUUGGUGAUAACAACAUGUCAAGAAACAUCCUAAAUGGGAAAGAAAUUGAAAAUGUAGAGAGCUUUACAUAUUUAGGAAGAAAACUAACCUAUAAUCUGGAUUGCAAAAAUAAAAUAGCGAUUAGAAUAGCCAAGGCAAAAACAACUUUGAAAGCAAUGGACAAAAUCUGGAAAAGUAAAGCAAUUAGUUUACAGACAAAAUUAAAAGUAUUGAACACCUGCAUCUUCUCCUGCAUGCUGUAUGCCUGUGAAACAUGGGUAAUGACAAAAGAUAUGGAAAGUAAAAUAUUAGAAUUUGAAGAAGACUGUUACAGAAAGAUCUUACAAAUAGGAUGGAUGCAGAAAGUCACAAAUGAAGAACUUUAUAAUAGGAUAUAUAUGAAAAAGAAUCUCUUACAAAAAAUUAUACAAUGA